GGUCGCUGUCACUGCUGUUCGGGGUCGCGGUGGUCAAAGUCGCCACUGAUGGAGUUCGUCGCAGCUCUGUCACCGUUCUGCUCUCUGGGAGUCGUCAUUGGAGCCGCCGCUGCUCUAUUCUUGGUUUCUUUUUGGUACAGAUUGAGUUUCGGGUCUUGCAUGGCGAGUUUGAUGACUGUUGUUGACUGUGGGAAUGGUCGGAUUUGAAGUCGCCGCUGCGAAAUGAGAGUUUUAAGGGUUUUGUCGUGUAGUCAAGUCGCAACCAAGGCCGGAGGUUGAGUUGAUUUGGUAUGGGCCAUAGGCCGUGAUUGGUUGGAUCAAUGAUUCUUGCCCUAAUUGGCUGCUACGAGGCUUUGCACUCUUUCGAUUGAAGAAAAUUACUCAACUUGUGAUACAACAGAGGUUGAUAAGAUGACUAUCAAAGCACCUGGAACACCAGCUUCAAAGAUAGAUAGGACACCGGUAUCAACCCCAGGAGGGCCUAGAGCCAGAGAGGAGAAGAUUGUAGUUACUGUAAGGCUAAGGCCUUUAAACAGAAAAGAACAAUUGGCUAAGGAUCAGGUGGCAUGGGAUUGCAUUGAUGAUUUUACGAUUGUGUAUAAACCGCCCGCAAAUGAACGUGCUGCUCAACCAGCAUCGUUUACCUUUGACAAAGUUUUUGGUCCUGCUUGUUUAACCGAGGCAGUGUACGAAGAAGGGGUAAAGAAUGUGGCUUUAUCUGCAUUGAUGGGCAUUAAUGCAACUAUUUUUGCUUAUGGACAAACUAGCAGUGGAAAGACGUAUACAAUGAGAGGAAUAACAGAGAAGGCUGUCAAUGAUAUUUAUAAGCACAUAAUGAAUACCACAGAAAGAGAUUUCACCAUAAAAAUAUCUGGACUAGAAAUUUACAAUGAGAAUGUUAGGGACUUGUUAAAUUCAGAAUCUGGUCGCAAUCUGAAGCUUCUAGAUGAUCCUGAGAAAGGUACUGUGGUUGAGAAAUUAGUUGAAGAAACAGCAAAAGACGAUAAGCAUUUGAGACAUUUGAUCUCUAUUUGUGAAGCUCAAAGGCAAGUUGGUGAAACUGCUCUAAAUGAUACCAGUUCGCGGUCUCACCAGAUAAUAAGACUGACAAUUCAAAGUACUCUUCGAGAAAAUGCAGAUUGUGUGAGAUCCUUUGUUGCAACUCUGAACUUUGUUGAUCUGGCUGGAAGUGAGAGGGCUGCACAAACUCAUGCUGAUGGCACAAGGCUCAGAGAAGGUUGCCAUAUUAACCUCAGCUUGAUGACUCUUACAACUGUAAUCAGGAAGCUAAGUGUCGGGAAAAGAAGUGGACAUAUACCUUACAGAGAUUCAAAGCUCACACGUAUAUUGCAACACUCACUUGGUGGGAAUGCACGCACUGCCAUUAUAUGUACUUUGAGUCCAGCACUAAGCCACGUAGAGCAAUCUCGGAACACUCUCUACUUUGCUACUAGAGCAAAGGAAGUAACAAACAAUGCUCAAGUUAACAUGGUUGUUUCAGACAAACAACUUGUUAAACAUUUGCAAAAGGAAGUGGCAAGGCUGGAGGCAGAGCUGCGCACUCCUGAUCCCACUAAAGAAAAGGAUUGGAAAAUUCAACAGAUGGAAAUGGAAAUCGAAGAGCUGAGGCGCCAGAGAGAUCUAGCUCAAUCUCAGGUUGCAGAGUUACGCAAAAAGCUACAGGAUGACCAGCAGGUCUCAAUCCCACCUGAAUCACCACAUUUACCAGUCAAGAAGUGUCUCUCAUUCGCUGGAGCACUAUCAUCUCCAAAACCAGAGCGAAGAAGCACAACACUAAGACAGUCCAUGAGGCAAUCAUCUACUGCUCCUUUUACCCUUAUGCAUGAAAUUCGAAAACUUGAGCACCUUCAGGAGCAGCUUGGUGAAGAAGCCAAUAGAGCUUUGGAAGUAUUACAAAAGGAAGUUGCAUGCCAUAGACUAGGUAACCAAGACGCAGCUGAGACGAUUGCCAAGCUUCAAGCAGAAAUAAGGGAGAUGCGUGCUGUUAGGUCUGCACCGAAGGAGGUUGAAGUUGGAAACAUGGUUUCUGUAAACAAGAGUGUAAGUGCUAAUCUCAAGGAAGAGAUCACCCGACUUCAUUCACAGGGCAGCACCAUUGCAAAUCUUGAACAACAGCUUGAAAAUGUUCAAAGGUCCAUAGACAAACUUGUGAUGUCUCUCCCAAACAAUUUUCAACAGUUAACCAGUGAGGCUUCCCCAAAGCACAAAAAGGAACACAAAAAGAAAAAGUUGCUUCCUUUGACUUCAAGUAGUGCUGCCAAUCGCCAAAACUUCAUAAGAUCUCCAUGUUCACCGUUAUCAACUACUGAGCAAGUAUUGGAAUCUGAUAUUGAAAAUAAAGCCCCUGAGAAUGAUGAUAUCGUUUCUAUUGAGACUCUGCCAGAGUCCGAAAAGGAGACUCCAUCAAAAAGUGGAGAAAGUGGAUGUAUUGAGUCAAAGGAAAAUGCUCCGGGUUAUAGGCGCUCGAGUUCAGUAAACAUGAAGAAAAUGCAGAAAAUGUUUCAGAAUGCAGCAGAGGAGAAUGUAAGAAGUAUCAGAGCAUAUGUUACAGAAUUGAAAGAACGUGUAGCCAAGCUGCAGUACCAAAAGCAGUUACUUGUUUGCCAGGUGCUUGAGCUUGAGGCAAAUGAAGCAAAUGGCCACAACAUAGAAAAUGAAGAGUACACAUGUGAAACAGAGGAACCGCAAGUUCCCUGGCAAAUUACUUUUAGGGAGCAGCGGCAGCAGAUUCUUGACUUGUGGCAUUUAUGUCAUGUCUCCAUUAUUCAUAGGACCCAGUUUUAUUUAUUAUUCAAAGGAGACCCAGCUGAUCAAAUAUACAUUGAAGUUGAGCUCAGGAGACUGACAUGGUUGCAACAACAUUUAGCAGAACUUGGGAAUGCAAGCCCAGCUCCUCGUGCUGGAGAUGAACCUGUAAUCUCAUUGUCAUCAAGUAUGAGAGCCUUGCGACGAGAAAGAGAAUUCCUGGCCAAGAGAUUGACGACUCGUUUAACGCUGGAGGAGAGGGAAGCAUUGUAUAUUAAAUGGGAUGUCCCAGUUGAUGGGAAGCAGAGGAAGAUGCAAUUUGUCAGCAAGCUUUGGACAGAUCCUCAUGAUCAAGUGCAUGUACAAGAGAGUGCUGAGAUAGUUGCAAAGCUUGUGGGUUUCUCUACAGGGGGAAACUUGUCAAAGGAGAUGUUUGAGCUGAACUUUGUCCUUCCAUCUGAUAAGAGGCCAUGGAUGAUGGGCUGGAAUCAAAUAACAAAUCUCCUUAACCUGUAACAUAUUCUAAGUUUGUAAAUGUACAUGAAAAUUAAUUUUUGGUACCUUUACUCAAUCACAAUUGAUUAUUUUGGACAUUUUUUCUGCAAUAAACCAAUCCAAUUCCACUGGAUUUCCUAUUUUACAUAAAGAAUGUCUUCGAUAUGAAUAUCGCAGCUUUGGUGGGAUUUAUGUCAUAGUUCUGAUUUUAUUUGUAUCAUGUGUUCUGUGUUUAUAUUUAUCCAACACUUUGAGACUUCUCACAAAAACUGUAAGGACCAUCCAAUUCGUCUGAAUAUGCCAUUGUUGGAUGUUGA
Arachis ipaensis is the source of this 3578-nucleotide messenger RNA. RefSeq names its product kinesin-like protein NACK1. Gene Ontology annotation, biological process: microtubule-based movement. Lineage: Eukaryota; Viridiplantae; Streptophyta; Magnoliopsida; Fabales; Fabaceae. Gene Ontology annotation, molecular function: ATP binding; microtubule motor activity; microtubule binding. The record is from RefSeq and is a predicted model, not a curated record.